This is a messenger RNA of Daphnia carinata, 1114 nucleotides long. RefSeq names its product GTPase HRas (gene Ras85D). Gene Ontology annotation, cellular component: plasma membrane. Gene Ontology annotation, molecular function: GDP binding; GTP binding; GTPase activity. Gene Ontology annotation, biological process: epidermal growth factor receptor signaling pathway; Ras protein signal transduction. The coding region runs from base 352 to 924 and encodes 190 amino acids. The record is from RefSeq and is a predicted model, not a curated record. NCBI's taxonomy places the organism in Eukaryota, Metazoa, Arthropoda, Branchiopoda, Diplostraca, Daphniidae. The transcript is spliced from 7 exons.
GUAGAGACCCGUCCUUCUAGAUGAAGCAGACCAUUGCUUAGCUUGCAGUUGCACCCCCUCCCAAAGAAAAAGAAAAACCAUUUUUUGGUACCAAGUUUUGUUUCUUAACGACGCUGACUUCUAUCUAGCUAGUUUUUGUUGUCCCAAUUGUUCGCCUAUUGUCACUUUUUGUGAAGCAAGCAUAGUGGGUAAACCCUGAUUUAUCGUGCCUACCCAUGUGGAUGAUCAACUGUGAUCGCCAGUCGGAAAAUUCAAGACAUUUUUGUGCUUCUAGGCAACUCCCUUCAACCUCAUUUGCCAACUGUGUUUAUUUUGACUUCUCUUACUUAUCAGAGCUCUUGUGUAGCAAGUAUGACCGAGUACAAACUUGUCGUCGUUGGUGCUGGAGGUGUAGGCAAAAGUGCAUUGACAAUUCAGCUUAUACAGAAUCAUUUUGUUGAUGAGUAUGACCCAACAAUAGAAGAUUCAUAUAGGAAGCAAGUUGUAAUUGAUGGAGAAACAUGCUUAUUGGAUAUCCUUGAUACAGCUGGCCAAGAAGAAUAUAGUGCCAUGAGAGAUCAGUAUAUGAGAACAGGAGAAGGCUUCCUACUUGUAUUUGCUGUUAAUAAUGCUAAAUCGUUUGAAGACAUAAGUGCAUACAGGGAGCAGAUCAAGAGAGUCAAAGAUGCAGAAGAAGUUCCCAUGGUUUUGGUUGGCAAUAAGUGUGAUUUGCCAACUCGUGCUGUUGACAUGGCAUUGGCCCGGGAAGCAGCAAAAAAUUAUGGAAUACCCUUUGUAGAAACAUCUGCCAAGACACGAAUGGGUGUUGAUGAUGCCUUUUAUACUUUAGUAAGAGAGAUACGCAAAGAUAAGGAGCGUCGAGGACGGGACAAGCAGAAAAAGCCUGGCGGUAAACUCCGCCCUCUUAAAUGUCAUAUUCUGUAACGUUGACUAGAAAGGUAGAGGUACCAUUGUUUAAAAAAUUGUACACACACAACUUCUAGGUGUGUUUUCUGAUUGUCAAGCUAUUAACGCCAUAGAAUAUGGCAGAAUGCAGUUGGAUUUGUGCUGGAACGUAUUCUGCCAUUGAGUUUCCUGCUUGUAGCUAAGCAGAGGGUACUAAACAGGCGGUCAA